CAUCACAAAGCCCUCAUAUGUACAUUCUCUUUGCUCCAAAACAAACAAACUGAUGAUCCAUGGCGAAUCACAAGACCACUGAGUCGGAAGAAGAGUCACUAUUCCGAUCCUACCCUUACGCCGUCUACUUCGUGCAAAGCCCUUCCACACUCUCUAACGCCAACAGCUCCCAUGACCUCCCCAACCCUAAUCUCGAAACCGCGAGAGCCACUCUCUCCCACUACUCUUCAUCCAGAGGCUCCAACAACUCCUUUCUGCACGACAAAAAAAGUGUCCUAGUUCCUUAUGAUGAUAAAAUUCAUGUCAAAAAUCUUCGGGUUUGCGAUGUCCUUGGAAACGACAAGGAGGUUGUGGAUGAAGAGGAGGACGAGGAGUAUUAUGGGAGUAGUCAUGGAAGGGAAAUGGGGUGGUGGAGAUAUUUUACCUUUCGGCAUUCUUCUUCGUGUGCGUGGAUAUGUUUGCAGAUUGUUUUGCGGCUUUUGGUCAGCUUGGGAUUGGCUUUGCUUGUUUUUUACUUUGCAACCAAGCCUCCUACUCCUAAGCUGUCAAUUAAGAUCGCAGGAAUUCGAGAAUUCGGACUCGGGGAGGGAGUGGAUGCGUCGGGUGUGACAACUAAAUUACUGACCAGUAACUUUUCGAUUCAACUUGUGAUCGAUAACAAGUCGAAGCUGUUCGGUCUUCACAUUCGACCUCCCAUCCUGUCAAUCUCCUAUACCAAUCUCCCCCCAUUCGCAAUCUCAGUGGGACAAGAACUAUAUGCAUAUAGUGAUGGAAAAACACGAUUCCAACUGAGCAUCGGAACGAAGAACAAGCCGAUGUACGGGGCAGGAAGAAGCAUGCAGGAUAUGCUCGAAUCUGGAAAAGGGUUGCCUCUAGAUAUUCGCAUGAGCAUAACGUCUAGUUUUCAUGUGAUUUCCAGCUUCGUGAAGCCUACAUUUCAUCAACAAGCCCGGUGUUUAUUAGUGCUCAACAGUUCGUACGACAAGAAACGUCGAACAACCAAGUAUAAAAGCAGCUGUGUUGUUCAUUAGUAGUAUUGUGAAUCAUCAUAAUUCUUUCGUAAAAUGUUCUUUGUGACUUGGCUCGGCUGAAGUCGCCUGAGUUUUCUCGUAUAUAUUUUAUAUACGUUAUGUAGAGUUGUGUUUCAUGAAAAUAAUCUAUAUAUUGUAUUAUAAGAAUCUGAAGAGGAGAAAAUGGAAGAAAAUAUAACAGAUUCUGAUAAUAGAAUUUU
Daucus carota subsp. sativus is the source of this 1231-nucleotide messenger RNA. RefSeq lists its product as uncharacterized. The record is from RefSeq and is a predicted model, not a curated record. NCBI's taxonomy places the organism in Eukaryota, Viridiplantae, Streptophyta, Magnoliopsida, Apiales, Apiaceae. The coding region runs from base 60 to 1031 and encodes 323 amino acids. The transcript has 3 exons.